Molecule: messenger RNA, 4191 nt
Organism: Protopterus annectens (West African lungfish)
Lineage: Eukaryota; Metazoa; Chordata; Ceratodontiformes; Protopteridae
Gene: ERO1A
Product: endoplasmic reticulum oxidoreductase 1 alpha
Biological process (GO): protein folding in endoplasmic reticulum
Cellular component (GO): endoplasmic reticulum membrane; endoplasmic reticulum
Molecular function (GO): FAD binding; thiol oxidase activity; protein-disulfide reductase activity
Source: RefSeq, a predicted model, not a curated record
UUCGGAAGGGUCUGCCGCAGAAAGGUGCUUCUGUCAGGUUACUGGUUACUUGGAUGAUUGCUCAUGUGAUAUUGAAACCAUUGACAACUUUAAUAACAACAAAUUAUUUCCUAAAUUACAAAAGCUUGUGGAAAUGGACUACUUCAGAUACUAUAAGGUAAAUUUAAAGAAGCCUUGUCCCUUUUGGAAAGAUGACAGCCAUUGUGUAAUCAGGGAUUGUGCUGUGAAGCCAUGUCUACCUAAUGAAGUUCCUCCUGGAAUAAAAGCAGAAAGUUUCAAGUAUUCUGAAGAAGCAAACACCUUAGAAGAUGACUGUGAAAAGGCUGAGAAGCUUGGAGCGGUAGAUGGCUCUUUAAGUGAUGCAACUCGAAAAGCCAUGGUUCAGUGGACCAAACAUGAUGAUUCUUCAGAUAAUUUCUGUGAAGCAGAUGAUGAAACCUCUCCAGACGCUGAGUAUGUAGACUUGCUUCUUAAUCCUGAGCGCUACACUGGCUACAAAGGGCCAUCUGCUUGGAAAAUCUGGAACAGCAUUUAUGAAGAAAACUGUUUCAAACCAAUGUCUGUUAAACGGCCAUUAAAUCCUUUGGCUCCUGCUCAAGGUAACCCUGGAGGGCAGAUGUUUUACAGUUGGCUGGAAGGUUUAUGUGUUGAGAAAAGGGCGUUCUACACAUUAAUUUCUGGUCUACAUGCUAGUAUCAAUAUUCAUUUGAGUGCAAGAUAUCUUCUACAAGAUACCUGGUUUGAGCAAAAAUGGGGUCACAAUGUUACAGAAUUUCUUCAGCGAUUCGAUGCCACUCUGACAGCAGGAGAAGGACCAAGAAGACUUAAGAACUUGUACUUUAUCUACUUGAUUGAACUGCGGGCCUUAUCAAAAGUGCUGCCUUUUUUUGAACGUCAUGACUUUGUUCUUUAUACAAGCAAUGAUACUCAGGAUAUUGAAGUUAAAAAACUACUUUUGGAAAUUUUACACUUCUCUAAGUCUUUUCCAUUGCACUUCAAUGAAAAUUCAUUAUUUACAGGGGAUAGAAAAGAAGCUUCUAAGUUAAAGGCAGAUUUCAGACAGCAUUUCCGGAACAUUUCAAGAAUAAUGGAUUGUGUUGGCUGUUUUAAAUGCAGACUUUGGGGAAAGCUGCAGACCCAAGGCUUAGGGACUGCUCUGAAGAUUCUUUUCUCAGAGAAGCAGAUAGAAAGCUUGCCUUCAAGUGGACCAUCCUAUAAUUUUCAGCUAACAAGACAAGAAAUAGUUGCACUUUUUAAUGCCUUUGGAAGGAUCUCCACAAGCAUCAGGGAACUUCAGAACUUCAGAGAAAUGCUUAAAGAUGUUCACUGAGGAAUGAUUAGAAGCACCAUGGAGACCAUCACAAUUAACAGUGCUUUACCCAGGAACCAUGCUGUCCCAUUUGGAAAUGGGACUGAACAGUACCUCAAUGCUUUAUCUUCUGAUUUUCUUUGAAGAAAUCUAUUUCACAAAACUUGUAUUUUUUUUUUACUUUGAAGUGUGUUCUUGUAGCAGGUACCACAGAGGUAGAACUGUCACUGACCAGUGAAAGAGCACAGCUGCAGAUUAUACCAGAACAGUCUUAUGUGAGACUGCAUGCAAAAAUCAGUGUAAAGGGUACUCUUGUGUUCCCUUCAAUUUAUUCAUACUGCUCACAGAAUUCAUAGGACCAAAUAUAUAGCUUAGUUUUAUCUUCUGCUUUUUACAAGCUAGCCCACCUCAAGAACAGCAGUAACAAGUGUACUUGUGGUGGCAAAUCCAAGAAAUACCUGUGCAUAAUUGCAUCAGCUGUUAAGGAUGGCACCCUGGCUUUCUGUUUUGUCACUGUGUUAGCAAGGCAAUAUGUGGGAAAACUUGACAGGUGCUUCUUUUAAGAUAACUUUUGAAAAAAGUUGGAAAGGUCCCUAGACAAAUAUCAAGAAGAAUUUCCAGUGUCCACUGAUGAGUUAUGUUGCUGCUUGUCAAAGGAGGACAAUUGCUUUUUAUGAAAAUUGACUUGGUUUAUGUUGCUGCAAAGAGAAAGUGCAAACUGUGACUGAGGAUUAUGGUGAAGAAGAAAACUGUUGUAAAAUAUAGUUUUCUGUUUUGUGAUUCCUAAUUAUUAUAACGGAAGGGGUGAUCAACCAUAAAAAGCAAAAUAAGUUAAUUACAGUAUCCCGAGUAUAACCUGGAAAUUUUAAACUUUGGAAUGUUAAACUAUAGACGUGUCAUCAGAAGGGAAUUGGAAUGUCACCAUGACCCAUCUUUCCCAACUAAUACAGAACCUAAACUGGCACUUAAUAAGGUCUGGGUAUGUUUAUAGUUAUUUAAAGUUUUUUGUAAAUGCACAUGGAGUACCUUUAUAAGGUGAAGAAUAAAAAAAAAGCCUAAGCAUUUAUUACAGUGAACAGUACAGCUACCUGAAUUUGCGUUAUACUGUUGUAUUAAGGUAGAAUUAUUUUAACAUCCAAUUCUGGGUCCAUGUAGAUAAAGGGAUAUUGAACUUGUGUGAAGGGCUUACAGAUGAGUUACAAAAAGAAAAAAAAGAAAGGACAUUAAUGUGAAAAAAGAUUUAAGCAUUUUGUUGUACAGAUUCAACAGAAAGGUAGAAUGUGUGUGUGCCUUAUUGGGUAGUGAACAAAACUUGAACUCUCAAGCUUUGACUGCCCGAGCUUCAACUUGCUGACAGUCAGAGUUCCUCCAUAGAAAAUCACUGUUGCCAAUUUGUGCCUGAAGUGGUUCCCUUUUGGGGUUUAAUUUCCCCCCUUCAAGUUGGUGCAACCAUGGAUUUGAUAUAUAUAAGUUUGGGCAGUGCAGUGGGCUUGUCCCCUCUACAAAAAAACACUUGUCUUUUUUGCAAGAUGUUUUCAGUGAAUGCAGUUUGGUGGUUCUGAUCCUCUGUCCAUUCGUUUUAGUCCACCCAUAGUGGAAGCUGCCUCAUUGUCUGUGGCAAGUAGGUGGAUAUCUGGUUGGCCAGCACCUUUGUUGUAACUGCUUCUGAUUUCUGUUUCAGAUAAUGCCAGUUUUGAUACAUUUGCAGUGCACCAUAACUAGCUGUUGAGCUCUAUCAGUGAAUGCUAAACCAGACAAUACUGUGUCUGAGUAAACAUAUUGGACAGAGAGGUAUUGUAUUCUCCUUUAGACAUGUUUCUGUCUUGCUCUGGUUUUCCCAUAAUUGGGCUGUUCUACUUGUUACUACUCUGACAGAUUUAAGGGAGGCACCAGCCCUGUUUAUGAAAUAGUAACCAGUAUAAUGUUGACCGUGACCCUUACUUUCUUUGUGGGAUGGUGCUUGAGGAAAACUGGCACGGUAUGCCAUGUGUUUUUUGCAGCUUCCAUAGGCCAGCGCAUCAAAAAAUGUUGACAUCCAGUCCAGGCUGUUUCUGGUCCCAUCUUCCAGAUGGAAAUCCUAUUUGCCGUUGACAUGUCACUCCCUGACUGGAUUUCCUAUUAUAUGAAGUGACUGCAAGAUCACAGUUUAUGUGCGAUCUAUUUUCAUCCUUGCAUGGUGUUUCUCUUUUCCCUUGGUUGUGUGAUCAUCAAGUUAGUAUAUUUAAGUAAUCGGAUUGGGGGAGUGCAGUAGGGCUUCACUCCCUAAAAAAUGUUAUACAUCUUGCUUGCCAGCUUUGUUAGAUUUUUUUUUCUUUUAAUUAUCUUCCUUCAGCAAGACUGUAAGCCAGCGAAUCACAGUGGAGCCCCCUCAGCCUUUAUCAUAGGAACAAGGAGACAUGCCAUUUGACUGUGGCUAGAUUUCAUGAUAAUUUCUGGGACAUAUUUUGACAGCCUCAGUGAAUUUGCAUACAGCUGAGCAUCAUAAAUGUGUACAAAUAAAAUUUCACCAUAGGACAAGCAGGUAUAGGAGCUUCAGCCUUCUAGUCACCUUUGCCUUGCAUGUGAUAUACAUGCAGUGACAGUGUGAGAGAAUCUUGUCUGUAGAAUGUUUCUUCCUCUGACUACAGACCUUCCACCAAAAGAAGCCAAAUCUUGACCGUGGGUUCAUUCUUUUGUAAGGUGAUGAAUAAGGGUAUUCUCAACUAUGCCUGACAACAAAACCUUUCAGACACUUGCCAGUUUUUCUAGAGUGACCCUUUGUCAAGGGCCUUUUCUGAAGUUUGUUCAGCAAUAUCCCUAAGGUAGAGAUUACAUAGGUUCAUAGGUUCAUACUAGGCUAUCUGCCCUAGGGCAUUUAUAAGCCUAGCCAGAGUAUGUUUGGC